AUGGCGACCCUCCUCAAAGGCAUCUUCAAGCAGGGCUCCGGCGAAAUGGCCAAGACCCCCAGCUUCAACGACUUCAGCCUGUGCGCGCAGGACGCCGUCGAGACGGAGAUGAAGCGCACGAGCGAGGACGGCGGCGAGCGGCCCUCUCUGGAGAGGUCCAGUGGCGGGAGCCCCGUCGGGAGCCCCAGCGGCGCGAGGAAGGAUGUGUGGCAAGGAGUGUUCAACCCUGGGCGCAACUUCAACAUGGACAAGGUGGGAAAGAACUAUUUUGACCAUGUCGAGAACCCCAAGAGCAGCCCAACGACGUGGGAGUACAUCGUCAAGGCAGACCAUCUGAAGCAGCUGUCCUUCGCGCACUUCGACAAGAACGCGGAUGGAUUCAUCACUGCUGACGAACUGCGUGAGACCCUUGGCCAUGGUGCCAACGUCGAGGGCUUGAUCAAGCAAGCUGACAGGAAUGGCGAUGGGAAAAUCGACUACAUGGAAUUCUGUGAUCUUCUGCGCAAGACCUGA
Molecule: messenger RNA, 513 nt
Organism: Ostreobium quekettii
Lineage: Eukaryota; Viridiplantae; Chlorophyta; Ulvophyceae; Bryopsidales; Ostreobiaceae
Source: the annotation of a GenBank genome assembly